Patiria miniata (bat star) is the source of this 2347-nucleotide messenger RNA. Its product is annotated as adenylosuccinate synthetase isozyme 1 A-like. Gene Ontology annotation, biological process: 'de novo' AMP biosynthetic process; IMP metabolic process. The record is from RefSeq and is a predicted model, not a curated record. The transcript has 12 exons. NCBI's taxonomy places the organism in Eukaryota, Metazoa, Echinodermata, Asteroidea, Valvatida, Asterinidae. Gene Ontology annotation, molecular function: GTP binding; adenylosuccinate synthase activity. Bases 63 to 1439 code for a protein of 458 amino acids. Gene Ontology annotation, cellular component: cytoplasm.
GGUUAAAAACCCCGCGCUGCAUUACGCGCGCUUUGUACAAUUCAAGUGUCGACGAGUUCACUAUGGCUGCCGAUCACAGGAACUCGACGAACCACAUGGAAAAUGCCGAAAUUUUCAUAAACAACACCCAUCAGAAUUCGAAGAGAAUGCGGACUGAACCAGUCAACAAGGUCACUGUCAUCUUGGGGGCACAAUGGGGCGAUGAAGGCAAGGGGAAACUGGUUGAUCUCUUGGCCACAGACGCGGAUGUUGUGUGCCGGUGUGGGGGAGGAAACAAUGCGGGUCACACAGUUGUUGUGGAUGGUACAGAGUACGACUUCCAUCUUCUACCCAGUGGUAUCAUCAACCCCAAAUGCAAAUCAGUCAUAGGUAAUGGAUUGGUGGUACAUUUACCAGGGUUGUUUGAAGAAGGGGCGAAGGCAACGAAAAAAGGCCUGAACGGUUGGACGGAUCGCCUGCUUGUUUCUGACAGGGCCCACCUCGUUUUUGACUUUCAUCAAUCUGUGGACGGUUUGCAAGAAAAAGAAAAGGGGAAAAAGAGUAUUGGUACAACCAAGAAGGGUAUCGGCCCCACGUAUUCCUCCAAGGCUAGCCGUUCUGGACUGCGGAUAUGUGACCUCAUGGCUGACUUCAGUGCCUUCUCAGAGAAAUUCCGUUCUCUUGUCAGUACAUACCAAAGAAUGUUCCCUGAUCUGGAGGUGGACAUUAAGACAGAAUUAGCAAGAUAUGAGGAAUUUGCAGAAAAGCUUAGGCCGAUGGUAGUUGACACCGUCUACUUCAUGUAUAAGUCCCUGCAGGACCCUACGAAAAAGGUUGUUGUGGAGGGAGCUAAUGCCACGAUGCUGGACAUUGAUUUUGGCACGUAUCCCUACGUAACGUCGUCCAACUGUUCUAUUGGGGGUGUGUGUACCGGUCUCGGUAUACCAACCAAAAAUAUAGGAAACGUCUUUGGAGUGACCAAGGCCUAUACUACCAGAGUAGGAGAUGGGGCGUUCCCAACAGAACUGCACGACGAAAUUGGCGAUUUGUUACAAGAGCGGGGUCACGAGUUUGGCGUAACGACAAAGCGGCGUCGACGUUGUGGUUGGCUGGACGCCGUACUGCUGAGAUAUACGAACGUGAUCAAUGGAUUCACUGCGUUUGCCAUGACCAAGCUUGAUAUCUUAGACGUUCUGGAUGAGAUCAAGAUUGGAGUGGCUUACCAACACAAGGGCAAAGAAGUACCGUGUUUCCCAGCUCAUCAGGAUGUCUUGAAGGAGGUGGAGGUUGAAUACGUUACCAUGCCCGGCUGGAAGAGCAACACGGAGCAGAUCCGAAACUUCGAAGAUCUUCCACCAAACGCUCAGGCCUAUGUGAUGAAGCUAGAAGAACUAGUCGGUGUCCCUGUAAAAUGGGUUGGAGUUGGAAAGAGCCGGGAGUCCAUCAUCACACGAUUCUGAGGCAGUGCUUCCACCAUUAGGCUGUUGAUUUGCCAGGUCCAAACACAGUCUGGCUCUUGAAUUUCCAGGAUUGAAAGUACCUCAGCAACUUCGGUCCUUUUAUUAUAUUUUUUUUAAGCCGUAAUAUGAAACUUAAUGUAAGGCAUUUCCAAGACGAUUUACAUUAAGUUUGUUUAUACUCAUGAGCAGGUAAUAGCAUUACAGAGUAUACUAACUGUGUGUAUGGUGUGUCGACAUCUCUGAUAAAGAAAUUGUGUAUUUCUGUCAGGCUUGGAAAUGGAAAACACAUUGGUAAAAAAGUUGAUGAAAAGUUUGUGGUAAUAGUGGUGAAUGGAUUGUUUAUUAAAACAGCUGCUGUUUUUUGGCAUUUGUUACAUAUUAAUCUGUAUGACGGUUAAAAGGUGUCACUGUUGAUAGAUUUUUGGGUGGUGCUGUUGUUGAAACAUCACAAUUAGUCUGUGAUGUACUUUGAAAAGCUCCUCCAAUUUUGGAAGAGUGUUUAACUUUGUCUCAAAGGAAGUGUCUCGAAGGAAAAGUUUGCAACUUUGAGCCUCACAUAUUUCUUUUUUUUAAAGUAAGAAUUGAAUAGAAGUAAAUUGUAUAAUGAGUAAUUUUAGAUGCACAUGCAGAAUGCAAGAUAUCCGCUAAAAAUACUCGAAAUUGUUGGCCAUUUGGAACAUGUUUGCUAAUGGCUAUGGCUAGUCCAAUGAGAGUGUCAUUGGCAAAAGCCUAAGCCAGAGCCCAAAAUGCACAGGACUCCAUUUUGAAAUGUAAUUCAGCUUUUGAAAAAGAGAUAUAUAUUUAGAGAAGCGAUACAUGUACAAGACAUUUGAAAUAUAUCAAGUGUUGUACAAAAUGUAUCAAUUUUGAACUGUCAAAUUUUCAAGUUGGGGGGAUUUAAAAAAAAA